AAGCAGAGAGUAAGAGUUCAGCAGCGGCAUCGCUACUAUUGACAUUAUACCGGAGGGAGAGAGGCCGAGCUUGAACGAAUUGAAACGAUAGAGUAUUUGAUUGCUAGAGUGGACGUGGAGGAAAGGAGAUCAGAGGGACUUCCUCUUUCGCCUAACCCAGUGGCGGAUAAUGGCGUCGGCGGAGCUUCCUGUGCCGCUUGGAGGGUGGAAGAGGCUCCUGGCAGACAAAGAGAAUGCCAAAAAGAGCACUCUGGACAACAGAGAAUGAGAAAGAGUUUUAAAAUGUAAAACAAACCAUCAAUCAAAAUCUUCCACUUCCUCCACAAAGUUUAAAAAUGUUUCUCCUUCUUAGCUGAUGGGGAGACAAUGGAGAGAAUUAUAAGAACAAAGCUUUCAGUUGGAAAAAAAGAGUAUCUGGAAUUCAAGGAAACUUUACAUGAGAAGUCAAAGAGAAUAAUUUCUAAAUAAAGAACACCUGGAAGUCAGAGGAAAGAAAAAGGUUCUGUGGAUAGCCAAAACUUGCAGACAUUAAUGAAAGUCUUUGUGGAAGGAAAGAGUAGCUUGAAUCAAAGAACCAUCAAGUAAGAGAUCAGAAAUAGUGCUGACCUCCUCAAGAAUCCAAGAAUAGUACUGUUGGAAAAUCCCCACCGACUGCCUAUUGUGGGAAAACACAGAUUCCCGAUCACAUGUGUUUGAUGCAUAAUUUGAACCAUCCCGUAAUAAGCCAUACAAAUGUUUGGGGUGCAUCAGAAGCUUUACUCAGAACAGGUCUCGUGAUUCGUGAAAGGAGCCAUACCGAAGAGAAACUCUACCAGUGCUCCCAUUGUGACAAAAGAUUUAGCAUGCACAUCAAUCUGGCACAAGAUUACCAGAUACACAAGAGGACUCACCCUGGGGAGAAACCAUAUGAGUGUAUCGUGAGAAAAGUUACAUUAAUAAGUCUUACCUAUUGAAACAGCAGAGAAGUCACACAGGAGAAAAACCAUAUGAGUGUUUGGAUUGUGGGAGAAGUUUCUGUAGGAAUUUCCAGCUGGUGGAACACUAGAUGACUCACACAAGAGAGAAACCACAUAAAUGUCCUAAUUAUGGAAAAGAUUUUCAUCAAAAUUCCGACUUCGUGAAACACCAGAGGACUCACACAGGAGAGAAACCAUAUGACUGUCCAGAUUGUAGGAAAAGGUUCAGUCGGAAUUCCGACCUAGUGACACACAAGAGGACUCACACAGGGGAGAAACCUUAUGAAUGUCUCUAUUGUGGGAAAAGUUUCAGUCAGAAUUCAAACCUGGUGAUACACCAAAGGACUCAUACAGGAGAGAAACCGUAUAGAUGUCCUGAUUGCGGGAAGGAUUUCCAUCAAACUUCCAACUUAGUGAAACACCAGAGGACUCACACAGGAGAAAAACCAUAUGAGUGUCCAGAUUGUGGGAAAAGGUUCAGUCAAAAUUCUCAUCUGAUGUUACACCAGAGAUCUCACACAGGAGACAAACCAUUUGAGUGUACCUAUUGUGGGAAAAGAUUCAGUCAGAAUUCCAACUUAGUGACACACCAGAGGAUUCACACAGGAGAAAAACCGUAUGAGUGCCUGGAUUGUGGGAAAAGUUUCUGUCGGAAUUCCCAGUUGGUGGAACACCAGAGGAUUCACACAGGAGAGAAACCAUAUGAGUGUCCGGACUGUGGGAAAAGUUUCUGUCGGAAUUCCCAGCUGGUGGAACACCAGAUCACUCACACAGGAGAGAAACCAUAUAAAUGUUCUGAUUGCGGGAAAGAUUUCCAUCGAAAUUCUGACUUGGUGAAACACAAGAGGACUCACACAGGAGAAAAACCUUACGAGUGUCCGGAUUGUGGGAAAGAUUUCAGUUGUAGGUCUAGCCUUAUAAAUCAUGUAAGGUUACACAUAGGGGAGUAACCAUUCAAAUGCCCAGAUUGUGGACAGCGUUUUGCACAAAAUUCCUCCCUUAUGGCAGAAGAAAUUCUACAUCAGGAAAAAAUUGAUUUGUUUAGAGGAAUCUUGAAUUUCUUUUCUUGUCUCUUACUGAAAGCCCAUCUUAGAAAUUGAUAAUUUAAUUUCUUGCCUGAUUCUUUUUAGUUAAGCAUGCCUUAUUAUUAAACAUGUGGGAGGAGAUCUGAGCUUCCUUAGUUUGGUCCAGUGCGGUCAUUCCCUUUCAUGGAGCCAAAGGGAACUGCUAUUGCUGGGCCAGAGAAAGCGAAUUUUGAUCUCUAUUAGGUAUGUUUUAUGCCUUGAGCUAUUUCUACAUAUAAUACAGGGGGAUAUAAACUUGUAUUUAUUUAUUUAUUUUAUUUUAUUUCUAUACCGCCCUUCUCCUGUGGACUCAGGGCAGUGUACAGCCGAGAUAAAACAUAGCAUAUAAAAUUUAAAAACAGUUUAAAAAACAAAUAAUUUCAGCCCAAAAUUUAAAACAACCCAAUUAAGUAUGUAUUUAUGUAUUUUUACUUAGCAUCUUAUGCCAUGUCGUGACUCCACAUGGUUUAUAGUAAUAAAAUAUUAAUAUAGAAACUAAUCAACCCCAUAUAUAUUUCAAAUGGCAAAAUGCAACCGUUCCACGUUUAACAUGUUGUUGCCCUGCAAAUACAGGGCACAUUUAGGAAGGUUGAUGGCAUUCGGAUGGUCUAGGAAUCCCAAAAACAUGAUUUUUGCUUUUGUUCAAUUUAGAUGUUAACGAGGCCUCCAGACAUUAUUAAUUAUGUUCAUUUGUUGUGCUAUUCUUCCUCAACACUUGUAAUCUUUCUCCCUGUGAGGAGUUACAUUAAAUAAAAGGAGUUAAAUCAGCGAAGUAAACCUCCUCAGGAUUAACAGCCUAUAAAUUUGAUAAACUCAUUCAUUCCUUCA
This is a messenger RNA of Pantherophis guttatus, 2848 nucleotides long. NCBI's taxonomy places the organism in Eukaryota, Metazoa, Chordata, Lepidosauria, Squamata, Colubridae. The record is from RefSeq and is a predicted model, not a curated record.